AUGUUGCCAUAUAGGGGUGCAAAGUUUCUGUUCAAAAAAUUGUUUGGGCAGUACUUUCAGUAUGAUUUGGAAAAGGAUCAGUUUGAUAUUGGUUUCAAAAAGGGUACUAUCAACUUGUCCAACCUCGAACUCAAUAUUCGUCGAAUCAACCAAGAUUUGGGACAUUUGCCACUGUCGUUGGCAUCGGGAUUCAUAGGCAACAUUUUCACAAAGGUCCCUUACACUUCACUAUGGGAGAGCAACAGUGAAUUCACAAUCAAAGAUUUAGAAUUAACUUUUGUUUCAUCAAUCAAUUAUGAAAAGAUUAUAUUACCAAAGAUUAAUGAAUUACAUGAUGGAGCUAAUCAUUCAAUGAAUCAUUCGGGUGAAGAUGGAGAUUCAUUUAUACCGCAGUAUUAUUCCGAUGAAGAUGAGGAUGUGGACAAUAACACGGAUCAAAACAAUCAUUUUGGAAUGGAGGGGUUAGAGGCAUUGCUAGAAAUGAUCAAAAAGAUUGUGGACAAGGUAUCGGCAAAGAUUUCAAAUUGUACCAUUUCCAUUAAUCACUAUUCCAAAGAUUUAAACAAAUCUAUCAUCCUUUUGUUUACAAUCGAUCAAAUUGAAUAUUGUGAUGAUGAAGUUGCAAAUAAUACUUUGGGAAAGAAUAGCAACAACAACAACAACAACAACAACAACAACAACAACAACAACAAUACUACUGGAGAUUAUUUUUAUAAAAAGAUUAAAUUAAAUAAUCUAGUUAUACGAAUAGCUCAGGUCGAAGGAAAUAUAUUAAAUCAUAAUGGGUUCAUAACAUCUUCAAUAUUUACAAUAGUCAAACCAAAUCAAUUUCAAACAAUAUUCACCAAUCGACCAAUUUCACCAAAUAUUAAUAGUAACAACAAUAAUAACAGUAAUAAUAAUAAUAAUAAUAAUAAUAAUAAUACGCCUAUCGAUCAAAAUGAUUAUGUACAGUUAAAAAUCAAAAGAAACGAAAGAAACAAUAAUAUCCCAUUUUUAAGUACCGAAUUUAACUUUAAGGAUUGGAUAGUAUUAUUAUCACCGACUCAACUUUAUAUGAUUAAACAUUUUAUUGAAAUCCUUAAUAUCGACAAUAACCAUUCCAACAGUAAUAAUCAAUCAUCCACUACGACGACGACGACGACGACAACAACAAAACAAACAGCAGUAUCUUUUGAUGAAAAGAUAAAUAAUGUAUUAAAGAAUAGUAGUAGUAAUAAUAGUAAUAGUUUAAACAAAUCAACAUCGUCAAUUUCACAACAACAGGCCAAAUCACCUCCAACUUUGGCACAAGAAUCAUCUUCAUCAUCGUUAAAAGGAUCGUCAUCAUCAUCGUCACAACAAUCUCAGAUGAAAUGUAGUUUCCAUUGGAGUCAAUUAAAGAUAUUCCUUUUUAGUCAGGAUUACGAAAAUAAUCUAUACAAUGAAUUCUUAAAGCAACAUCAUUAUGGAUCGGCAAACUUCUUUUUACUCUAUUUACAGGAUCUUCACAUUGGUUAUUCUCGAUUUAAUCAGUCCAAACAAUAUACCUUCAAUAUUGGAAAGUUUAACUUUUCUCAAAAUAUUGAAUCGAAUCCAAAGAAUUCAAAUUUAGAAUCAUCAUUGGAAAAUGAUUUAAAUAAUAUGAUUCAUCCAAAUUUAUAUACAAUUAUACAAUUUCAUGAUAAUAUCAAUUAUUUAGAAAAGAAUGAUAUAUCAUCAAAAAUUAUUUUUCAUUAUCAAAAUGAAAAAUGCUAUGAUAAAGAAAUUAAUAUACAAUUAAAGGAUAUAUCUAUUUAUUUUUACCCAUUUUUAUUACAAUCAAUGAAUUCAUUUUGGAAACAAAUAGAAGGACUAUUUGAGAAUCACCCAAACAAACUAAUGGAGAUGAAGAAAACAGAUAGUUCAAGCCCAAUCAUUGCCUCCUCUUCUUCCUAUCAUGAAAUAUUGACAGAGAUUAAAAAUACUGGAUUUUUAUUAAACGAUCACAGUCUUUCUACUCCAUUCAAUACACCUCAUGACCAUACCAAUACACUAAUCGAUGAUAUGGAAUCAACAUCAACAAGAUUACAAAUUUCAACUCCACACAUUAAAUUUCAUAUCAAAUUCCCUGAUAUCGAUCAAUUAUUACCAAAUAAUUUUAUUAAUGUACAACAAUUAAGAAAAGAAAUAGUUACUAUAAAUAUUUCAAAUGUAAAGAUUGUUUCCAAUAUGAUAAAAGAUAUCAAGGAUUUGAAAUGGUUGAUUGAUUUUGAUGAAAUCAAUAGUAAUUUAAUCAAUGAAAUGAAUGAUACUGUUAGAUUUUUGGAUAUUGUUGUACGUGAUCAAACCGAUGCCAACUUUGGGUGUGGAGGAAUCACUCCUUUAGAAAUAACGAUAAAAGGAGACGUAGGUGGAGCAUUCUCCAACUAUGACAUUGAUCUCAAUUCACCUCAAUUGCAUUCUCGCAAGUCACCUAAUAUCCAUUCCUCCUCUUCCAAUCAUAUCAAUACACCUCCAUCUCCCAAUCAACAUUUCAACCCAUUCGAAUCGAUCAACACCCAAAGAGAAACAAAAAGAAAAGGUCCAUUUUCACAUUUUGUUUCAAUGUCUGAAGGAAAUAUAUUUAAUAAUGAUUGGUUAGAUGAAGCUGAACAAGAUGAAUUAACAAUGUUUAGACAUUCUUCUAUAGAAUCUUCUAAAAAUAUGAUUAAUAUUAUAAUACCAAGAUUUAAAAUUGAAAUGAAAAAGGAUGAUUUAAUAUUAUUACAUCAAUUAUUUGAUUCUUUAUCAAAAUUUUUAAAGGAUUUUAAUAAUGGACAACAAGAAGAUCAAGGGAAACAGAAAAUAGAAGAGGAGGAACAAAAACAAGAAGAAGAAGAACCAUUAUCAGAAGUGAAAAAGAGUAGUAAAUCAUUCUUGUCGUUAUUAUUAAUUGUCAAUCAAGGAACAAUUAGUUUGGUUGAAAGUGAAGAUACAAAAUCAAGCUAUUACAAUUAUGUCAUUGACUUUAGUCAACUCGACCUUUAUACAGUUUCAAAUUAUUUUGGUCGUGAUAUUCAUUUUGUAAAUGGCAGUAUCAAUCAAUUUUCACUUAAAGAAUCUGAUCUAUCAAAAGAUCAUCUAAAACCUAGAACUUUAAUUACUAGAACUUUAAAUACUCAAAAGUUUAUUGUUAAACCUUCAUUUGUAAUUAAUUUAUCAAUGAAUAAUGAAGGAAAUACUGGAUUUUUGGAUGAUAUUUUAGAAGAACCAUUAUUAUAUAUUGGAUUGAGAGGAAUUACACUCGAACAUCGAUUACAAUCAGUAUGGUAUUCAAGAUUGGUCAAUUUCUUUAGUCUCGAUGAAAAGGAUGAAAAGGAAUCAUCUUUGUCAGAUGUUCAAGAGACUACUAAACCACAAGUUGGUUUGGAAAAGAAACGACCAUUGAAAAAAUUAUUCAAUUUAAUGGAUUGUUCCAUAACCUAUGUUCCUUCAUCAAACUUAACGUCGGCUGGUGUUUUAUUGUUUACAGACACCAAGUUUAUCACUCGUGGUAGUGAUGAUAUAUCUUGUAAUGGAAAGAAUACUCAUCUCUAUGUAGUUGGGGAUGUCCAACAGUUAAAAGAACAUACCCUAAUGUCACAUUCAUCCAUUUCCACUUUUUGGAAAAAUAUUGGUUUUGAACAAUCAAUCUAUUUGGAUUAUUAUGAAAUGCAAAUUUUAAUGGAUCCUAAUCUUUUCCCUUCAUUUUCAUUAAACUUUAAUCAAAGUAAUGUAUCAAUUACAGUUUGUAGUGAUUCAUUUUUUACAUUGAAUGAAUUGAUUAGUAAUUUGUUUGGAUUGGAUAUUCCAUAUCAAGAGGUGGCAGAUUUAAUUAUAUCUCAAGGUAUUGCAAUGGAUCUCAAAGAUAAUAUCGAUAUAUUGGUCAAUGAGGAUAUGCUCAAAAACUCGCCAUACACAACCGGUCUCAACUCUUAUGCAACCACCAACAAUAAUUACAACUUUACCAACUCUUCUUCAACUAUUUCUCCCAGUCCUUCGCCCUUGGUCAACUCGUUUUCCAACACUCCCUCUCUUGAAUUUGAGGAUUUUGAAGAGGACCCUUCCAUCUAUUACAAUGAAGGGUUUUCAGAGGAUGAAGAGGAGGAAACUUUUCACGAAUACCAUUCACCACCUCUUUCACAAAACGAAGCAUCUAGUAGACUAUCAGAUAGUACCAGUAGUCUUUUAGAUUUUGGUUCAAAUGACAUUACACAUGAAACUUCAUCUCAAACGAGUUUACCAUUUAUUGGUAGUGUUGUCAUUGAAGAUUAUGAUCAUCAACAACAACCAAUUAUCUCUACUACUUCUACUACUACUACCACAAACAACAACAAUAAUAAUAAUAAUAAUAGUCAAGAAUAUAUGGAUCAACAACCAAAUAAUGAUAAUCAAGAAUUAAGUUUCUAUGUAGACUUGGAUCAAAUGUCUGAAAAGGAGUCAUCUGAUAAUUAUCCUCCAUCUCCUACUCCCCCGUUCACAUCUAUUCACAAAACAGAAGGAAGUACUAUUUGGUUUGACCCUCGUUUAAAAACAAUUGAACCAAUUGAAAAUUAUAUUACAACUCCUGCCGAGGAUCCAGAAGAUUGUGAUUUACCUUCAAAUUAUCCAAAAUCAGUUGAUAGAUUUUUAAUUCGAAAGAUUAAUAUAUCUUUGAUGAUUUAUAAAGGAAGUGAUUGGGAAAUUAAAGAAACUAUCCCAUCAUCAAGUAAAACAAAUAACACUAAUAGCGGUAAUAGUAAAUGUAGAGAAACGAAUUCAUUUGUUGAAUUUAUCAUUUCAGAUUUUAAUCUUAGAAUUGAUAAAUUUGAAGAAUCUGAAAUGUUUAGUAAACGUUUAUCAAUUCAAAUUUUAGAUUUUACUAUUAUUGACCAUAUACCAACAUCAGUAUGGAAUAAAUUCUUGUGCUCUGAUACAAAUAUUACAAGAUAUCAAAAAACUCCAAUGAUCAAGAUUCUAAUGGAAACGAUUAGACCAGAUUUAAAUCGACCACUUUUACAAGAAAAUCGAUUAAAAGUUUUAAUAUUGCCAUUGUGCUUUAAUAUUGAUCAGGAUACGAUUAUGUUUAUUGCCAACUUUUUCACUUUCAAACCACCAGGUGCUCCAAACAAACAAACAUCGUCAUCGGGUAGUUCACCCGGUAGCCUCGAGUCAUCACCUUUGAAUGCCAAGUCACAUCGUGGCAAAAAGGUUGGUGCCUCUACCAGAUCAAUUCCAGAAGACAAGGCACAGACCACUGAAAAGGAGGCACAGGAAAUGACUUACUUUCAGUCGUGUGAAAUUGCACCUAUUCGACUCAAGGUUGACUACAAGCCCAAAAAGAUUGAUUACCACAGCCUGACCAGUGGUAAUUAUGUCGAGUUGCUCAAUCUAUUGCCUUUGGAAGGCGCCACAUUUAACCUGAAUCGAUUAAAGUUGGUUGGUGUUGCCGGAUGGAGUAGUCUUUUGAACCAGAUUGGCAAGAAUUGGGCACUUCACAUAUUCCACACACAGUUGAUGGGAUAUGUCAGUGGUGUUCGUGGUAUCAACUCUUUGGUUCAUGUUGGAGAGAGUUUGGCCAACCUCGUCGUACUUCCUCUCGAACAAUACAAAAAAGAUGGCAAGGUAUUAAAAGGUCUUAAAAAGGGAACAACCAACUUUUUAAAGAAUCUUACUCUUGAAUCAUUGGCAUUGGGUGCUAAAUUUGCAAUUGGAACUCAAAGUUUAUUAGAGACUGCCGAUACUGUACUUUCAUCUAAAAAGAAAGAUCAAAAUGCAUCUGAUAGUCAACAACAGCAGCAACAACAACAAGCUCAAAACACUCCACCUCUUCAACAAACACCACCACAACCAAGAUUAAAAUCUUCCUCUUCCUCUUCUUCAUUGAAUAAUUAUUAUAUUGGUGGUGGUAGUGGUAGUGGUAUUGGUACCAACAACAUGGGUGGUUCUGGUGGUAGUAGUAAAUUAUCAGAUCAACCAGUUGACACUAAAGAAGGUAUUCAACAUGCCUAUGAAAGUGUAUCAAGAGAGAUUAAAUCUGCUGCUCACACCAUCAUUGCCAUUCCAAUGCAAGAGUAUACCCAAAAAGGACCAAAGGGUUAUGUAAAGUCAAUGGUUAAAGCAGUUCCAAUUGCUAUCAUUCGUCCUAUGAUUGGUAUCACUGAAGGUACUGUCAAAACACUCCUCGGCAUUAGAAAUCAAAUUGAACCACUCAAAAAAGCAGAGACUGAUGCAAAAUAUAAAAAAGUAAACAAAUAA
Messenger RNA from Cavenderia fasciculata, 6216 nucleotides. RefSeq lists its product as uncharacterized. The transcript is spliced from 9 exons. Gene Ontology annotation, molecular function: phosphatidylinositol-3-phosphate binding. Bases 1 to 6216 code for a protein of 2071 amino acids. Gene Ontology annotation, cellular component: extrinsic component of membrane; phagophore assembly site. The record is from RefSeq and is a predicted model, not a curated record. Gene Ontology annotation, biological process: autophagy of mitochondrion; reticulophagy; autophagosome assembly. NCBI's taxonomy places the organism in Eukaryota, Evosea, Eumycetozoa, Acytosteliales, Cavenderiaceae.